Molecule: messenger RNA, 1735 nt
Organism: Linepithema humile (Argentine ant)
Lineage: Eukaryota; Metazoa; Arthropoda; Insecta; Hymenoptera; Formicidae
Source: RefSeq, a predicted model, not a curated record
CCUCGGCCGAAGCCGGUUUAGUAGCGUAACGAAGAAGCACCGCGACACAUCGUACUCCAUUCAGCGGCGGUAGCAACGGUUCUUCCAGCAGCGUGGUUGUAUUGAUCGUGGAAGUUCGUCGGCAAGCGCGACACGAAGGAUGGGCAUAUUUCGUGAAUUUCCCAUUGUCUUCAAUCUCUACAAGAAGCACAGAUAGUUCGCGGGCAAUCGCCGCGAAUCACUCGUAUGAGACAGGUGAAUCUUUCUGCGGCUGGGAAACGCACAUCGCUGACAUAAACACUGAGGUGAUAUAACCACGAAGUGUAUUCUCCGAAGUCCAUUUCACGAAGAUUGUUCCUUCAUUUACACAUACGCACCCUUGGAAAGCCAAAAUGUCGCAAGUGACUGAAAUCAUGGAGAAGAAGGAUGUUUUAAAAGGGAAACCGACUCUCGUCAGACGAGUUUCCGACAUGUUCAAGGAUGGAAACUAUAGCGGACCGCCGAUGCUGUUCCGACACACGUCAAUGCAAAAGAUCCGCCAUUGUUGUCAGAAUCUUAAUCUGCUACCGUAUCUCCUCUACUCCUUCGACAACUCUAAGUCGCAUCCGCUGGCGCGCAAGAUGCAUGUCUACCUCAACCGUUUUCUUCAGGAGAUGACCCUCACCCUCAUCCCUUACGAAAAGCUCCGUCAGGCGGCGAAGAGCGGAUUAAGCGCCAAGAGUCCGAUCGUCGCGCAAGAAACGAUCGCGGAACCGAGCGAUGACCUCGCCAAGCCUGCUGCGAGGUUCUGCAGGCUUGAGAAGCCGAAACGCAAGCCGCAUCCCUUCUACCUGGUCGCGGCCGCCUACCUCGUGCCGCUGCUGCUGAUCUGCCAGGUGAUAACCCUGUGCAGCCUGACGAUCUUCGGCAAGUACACUCCGGGCUUCAUCUUCCUGAUCACCGCGCUGCUCUUCCUCGGCGGUAUCGCGCUCAAGAUACUGUUACACGAGACCGUGCUGCACGCCGACAAAAAGUGCGAAAGGAAGAAGAUCCAAUGAUCCGUCAUCCGUUGCCGUUUCAUAAAUAAGUGGUUCCACAUUCUUCCAAACUGAGAGAGAAUUCUUACAUUUCGUCACGCAACUCAGCACAUUUGCCGAACGUUUACAUGUAUCAGAUAUUACCAUUUAUGUGCUAAUUAUGUUAACGCGUUUGACGAAACCUUAGCCUCUUUCAUUUAUCUAUAGUUUCUUUAGAAAUGUUCUCAUAACGUUUCCAAUCGUCGCUUCAUAUAUAUAUAUUCCUAUUUUUAUCUUCUUUUACAUUGUCAGAAUACGUAAAAUGCGAAGGACGUUUUUAAGCUAAGUACAAUAACGCCUUUAGGCAAAGGCAUAAUUUUAAUUGUUCUCAAGCAUAAUCUCGGAGGGCUGCUUGCACUCCUCGAUUUCUAACGAAGCUAGCGACGUGAGUCCUCUGCAGCAUAAGACUGAGAAUUGUUUUUUAACGUUUUGUAAAUAAAUGUGCGAAUAAGAUGUACAAUGGAGAGUAAGAUUGUUGAAUUGUUUGUUCUAUUCCGGCAAGGAAUGAUGAAAGAUAUAUAUAUAUAUUAUAUUAUAUAUAUGGGAGCUUGAAAUAUGUCCAUUGAAAGUUUGUUCGAUCUGUGAUGGAGUGGGUUACAAGUGAUAUCCCACAGGCACUAGCAAUAUCGUUUAUUGUUAUAUCCGCGAUAAGAAUUUAUUAUGUGUAGAUACGAUUUCUAAAAAUACACGCCUUGAACGAG